This is a messenger RNA of Cutaneotrichosporon oleaginosum, 1847 nucleotides long. RefSeq lists its product as uncharacterized. The record is from RefSeq and is a predicted model, not a curated record. NCBI's taxonomy places the organism in Eukaryota, Fungi, Basidiomycota, Tremellomycetes, Trichosporonales, Trichosporonaceae. Gene Ontology annotation, molecular function: homoserine O-acetyltransferase activity. Gene Ontology annotation, biological process: L-homoserine metabolic process.
CUCCUCUUCAUCCUCUCUACUCCUCCUCCUCCUCCUCCUCCUCAUCUCCUUCCACAAUGCAUUCAAACGGCUCCUCCUCCUCCUCCUCCUCGUCGUUCACAACAACAUCACCUGGAACAACCUCCUCUUUCACCAAUCCAUUCUCCGCCCUUAUCGACCAGUCCGUUGCAACUCUCCCACAGUUCACCUUCGAGUCAGGCGUCACUCUCAAAGAUGUCCCCGUAGCCUACAAGACUUGGGGCCGUCUGAACGCCCGCGCAGACAACUGUCUUGUCAUUUGUCACGCUCUCACAGGCAGCGCCGACGUUGAGGACUGGUGGGGCCCACUUCUUGGCCCGAACCGUGCUUUCGACCCAACCCGUUUCUUCAUCUUCUGCGGCAAUGUCAUCGGCUCUCCUUACGGUACAGUGUCCAGCGUCACUGCAAACCCCGCAAACGGCAAGCCAUACGGCCCAGAGAUGCCUGGUAGUAGCAUCAAGGAUGACGUCCGGUUGCACUUCACCGUCCUCCAGCAGCUUGGCGUCAAGUCGAUUGCGGCUGUCGUUGGCGGCUCGAUGGGUGGCAUGACCUGCCUUGAAUGGCCCCUCAACACGCCUCCUGGCUUUGUCCGCGCCAUCGUUCCUCUUGCAACCUCGGCUCGUCACUCGGCAUGGUGCAUCUCGUGGGGUGAGGCGCAGCGCCAGAGCAUCUAUUCCGACCCCGACUACCUCGACGGUUACUACUAUGACACACCCCACGGCAUCGACAUGCAUGCGCAGCCCAGCCGAGGGUUGGCGGCCGCACGCAUGGCUGCGCUCCUGACAUACCGCUCGCGCGACAGCUUUGAAUCGCGAUUUGGACGUAAGACGGGUGAAGGGAGGAAGAACAAGCAGGCGGCAGGUGUGCGGGUCAUGGGUGGGACUGAGACGACCAACCCACUCGACCCGAGCGAGAUCGACAUCCGGUCCCCGCACUGGAAGCAGCACAACGACGGGCAUCGGUCAUGGGCCAACUCGUCUCGCCAGGGCUCGCGCGCGCCUUCCCCACCCAGCCCGCACGCAUCGAAGCGAAACAGUGUUGACGCGCCCAACGGCUCAAACAUUGACAUUGGGAUCCCUAGCGGAAUUGGCGCCGGAGUUCGUCAGCCAAAGGUUUUCAACGCCCAGUCCUACCUCCGCUACCAGGGCGACAAGUUUACCUCUCGUUUCGACGCCAACUGCUACAUCCACAUUACCCGCAAGCUUGACCAACACGACCUGAGCCACCCCUCAGUGUUCCCGGGGAGUGUGAGCCACAGUUUGCCCACCGUGACGGCGGAGGACGACAGUGAGCUGGAGAGCGCUCUGCACCACGCGCUCUCGCUCGAGCCGCCCGCCCUAAUCAUUGGCAUUGAGAGCGACGGCCUUUUCCAGCCAUCUGAGCAGCGCGAACUCGCCGCCCACAUCCCGGACGCAGAGCUUGUCAUAAUCCCCUCGCCUGACGGACACGAUGGCUUCCUCCUCGAGUUCGAAGCGAUCAACGGCUGGGUCGACGGGUGGAUGCGGCGCAAGCUGCCCGAGUUCUUUGGGGAGCGCGUCAUCCCGCUCGAGGAGUACGAGGCGGGCGAGCAGGACGGGUUCGCCGUCAAGAAGGAGAGUGUGUUUGGCGAGGCAGAGGCCGACGUCACGCGAUGGUAGACAGAGACAGAGGUGGAGGAGGCGGAGUCGGUCCAAGCUGGUAUAGUACGCCAGCAGAUCGGAUUAUGUGUCCGGUCCAACAUCGGGUUUUCUUGCAUAGUUAGCAUUGCCGGUCCAACAUCGGCUCAAUCAGUAAAGCAAAGCAUAAGUGUACAAUUGUACGUAGCAAUAGCAUGUUAUUGGAUAGCGGGG